Messenger RNA from Camelina sativa (false flax), 1682 nucleotides. Its product is annotated as flavin-containing monooxygenase FMO GS-OX-like 6. The record is from RefSeq and is a predicted model, not a curated record. Gene Ontology annotation, molecular function: NADP binding; flavin adenine dinucleotide binding; N,N-dimethylaniline monooxygenase activity. Lineage: Eukaryota; Viridiplantae; Streptophyta; Magnoliopsida; Brassicales; Brassicaceae.
AUGGCUCCGCCGCCUAACUCAAUCAGCUCACGUCACGUGGCCGUGAUCGGAGCAGGAGCUGCCGGGCUCGUGGCAGCUCGAGAGCUUUGUCGUGAAGGUCACACGGUCACCGUCUUUGAGCGUCAGAAACAAGUGGGAGGACUUUGGGUUUACACUCCAAACGUCGAGACAGACUUACUGAGCAUCGACCCGGAUCGAAACAUCGUCCACUCGAGCGUCUAUCAGUCCCUCCGCACCAAUCUCCCACGAGAGUGUAUGGGCUAUUGUGAGUUCCCAUUCGUAACCCGACCUGAUGACGAUUCCAGAGACCCGAGACGGUACCCGGACCACAGGGAAGUCAUGAUGUACCUUCAAGACUUCGCCAAAGAGUUCAAGAUCGAUGAGAUGAUCCGAUUCCAGACCGAGGUUGUCCGGGUGGAGCCAGCGGCGGAGAACAGUCUUAAAUGGAUAGUUCAGUCUAAAAGCUCAAGAGGUGUCUUUGGUAAAGAUAUCUUCGACGCAGUCGUCGUUUGCAAUGGUCACUUCACUGAGCCUCGUCUUGCUCAUAUUCCUGGGAUAGACACAUGGCCAGGAAAGCAGAUCCAUAGCCAUAAUUAUCGUGUUCCGGAUCCAUUCAAAGAUCAGGUGGUAGUAGUGAUAGGAAAUCAAUCUAGUGGAAGAGACAUUAGCAAGGACAUAGCAACGCUUGCAAAAGAAGUCCAUAUUGCAGCUAAAUCACUGAUGCAAAAAAAAGAAUCAGCUGAUGCUUACAAAAAGGAAAGUUCCCGUUAUAGCAAUAUACAUAUUCAUCAGACGAUAGACCGAGCGUACGAGGAUGGUUCAGUUGUUUUUCAAGACGGUGAAGCCGUAUUUGCAGAUGCCAUAGUACAUUGCACCGGUUACAAGUAUCGUUUCCCAUUUCUUGAAACUAACGAUUAUGUGACCGUCGAAGAUAACCGUGUUGGAACGUUAUACAAGCAUGUCUUCCCGCCUGCCCUUGCCCCUGGCCUCUCAUUUAUUGGUUUACCUUCGAUGGCGUUACAAUUCUUUAUGUUUGAAAUCCAAAGCAAGUGGGUUGCGUCGGUUCUAUCGGGUCGGAUUAAGCUUCCUUCCGAGGACAAAAUGAUGGAAGAUGUUACAGCUUUCUAUGCUAAACUUAAAUCUUUGGGCAUUCCCAAGAGAUUUACGCAUUUUCUAACUGAUCCACAAUUUACUCCAAUGUUCAAAAAGCUUAAGCCGCAUGAAGCAAGUUUGAUCUCACAAUAUGAGUACUUUAACUGGGUCUCGGAACAGUGUGGUUGCUCGUCUAUUGGGCCUUGGAGAGUGGAACAAUAUAAUAUCGCCAUCAAGAAAAAUGAUGAUACUUAUCGUGAUGAUGAAUGUGAUGACGAUGAUCAACUUCUGGAAGAAGCGUACCGUGAUUUCGCUAAAUUCAAACCGUCCAAAGUUUGUUCUACCCACUGUCACUAGUUCCAAAGUAAGUGCGCUACGAGACCAAGAGUUGAGAUUCCUAUGUUGGUGAAACAAAUUAAAAAUGACAAAAAGGUUAAAUUAAAUUAAAUACUUCUUUUUUUGGUAAUCCACAAAAUAAACGUUUUCUCUUUUGGUUGUUCCAGUCUGGAUUCUGGAAGGUGAUUAAUGGAGUAUAUUACAAAGUUUGACUUUUGCAACAUAUUUUAUGUAAAAAAUGAGAAUAAAGUAUA